Molecule: messenger RNA, 1915 nt
Organism: Malania oleifera
Lineage: Eukaryota; Viridiplantae; Streptophyta; Magnoliopsida; Santalales; Ximeniaceae
Product: putative pentatricopeptide repeat-containing protein At1g02420
Exons: 1
Coding region: 98-1660 (520 amino acids)
Molecular function (GO): protein binding
Source: RefSeq, a predicted model, not a curated record
AAAGAGAAUGUGAGUUUCCGUAAAGCAACGUCGUUUUGAGCAAUCAAAAAUCUUGCACACUUCUCUCUAAAAUCAAUCGAACGCCCGUCGCCGGUCGAUGGUGGGGACGAUGAUUCGCAUCGCGACUCAUGCUAAAGCUCAAGCAAGGUACGCUUUUUCUCCACUCUCGAUCCUCCCUACCAACUUUGUAUUCCAAAACCCUAAUUUGAUACUCUCUCGACGGUUCUGCUCUGAACACCCUGGUUUAAACAACGAGGUUGAGACAGUUUUUCGCAUAAUCACGAGCUCGUCGUCCGCUCGCAACUUGAAACAAUCAUUGAAAGAGAGUAGGGUUUUUCUCUCGAAUGAUUUGAUCGAUAGGGUUUUGAAAAGGGUCAGAUUUAGCCAUGGAAACCCCUUACAAGCCUUGGAGUUCUUCAUUUACACUGGCAGAAGAAGAGGGUUUUAUCACACCCCCUUCUCUUUGGACACUAUGUUAUAUAUACUAGGUAGAAGCAGAAAAUUUGAUUUGAUUUGGAAAGUUUUGCAUGACAUCCGCAGAAAGGAUCAAUCUUUGAUAUCACCUAAAACUGUUCAGGUGGUUUUGGGUAGAGUUGCUAAAGUUUGUUCUGUUCGGCAGACUGUGGAGUCUUUUAGGGGGUUCCGGAAGAUUGUGCCGGAGUUCGAUACAACCUGUUUCAAUGCCUUGUUGAGGACUUUGUGUCAAGAGAAAAGUAUGACAGAUGCGAGGAAUGUGUAUCAUAGUUUAAAACACAAGUUCCGACCCACUUUACAGACUUUUAAUAUACUAUUGUCGGGGUGGAAAUCGUCGGAGGAAGCCGAAGGGUUCUUUGAGGAGAUGAGGGAAAUGGGUGUGAAACCAGAUCUUGUGUCGUACAAUUGUUUGAUUGAUGUUUAUUGUAAGAGUCGGGAAAUGGAGAAAGCAUGUAGAAUUGUUGAGAAAAUGCGAGGAGAGGAUAUUUCCUUGGAUGUGAUAUCUUAUACGAGUAUAAUUGGAGGAUUAGGUUUGAUUGGUCAGCCCGAUAAAGCUAGGGAUGUUUUGAAGGAGAUGAAAGAGUAUGGUUGCUACCCUGAUGUUGCAGCUUACAAUGCCGUUAUCAGGAACUUCUGCAUUGCGAAAAGGCUUGGUGAUGCUUAUAGUGUGAUGGAUGAUAUGGUGGGUAAGGAUUUGAAUCCAAAUGCAACUACAUACAACUUGUUCUUUAGGUAUUAUUAUUGGUCAAAUGACUUGAGAAGUUCAUGGAGUUUGUAUUGCAGGAUGAGGAGUACUGGGUGCUUGCCGAACACACAGUCAUGCAUGUUCCUCAUCCGAUUGUUCAGGAGGCAAGAGAAGGUGGAGAUGGCACUUGAACUUUGGAAUGACAUGGUUGAGAAGGGUUUUGGAUCUUAUAUUUUGGUAUCCGAUGUGUUGUUUGAUUUGCUUUGUGAUGUGGGAAGGUUGGUGGAAGCAGAGAAGUGUUUUUGGCAAAUGGUAGAGAAGGGGCAUAAACCUAGCAAUGUUUCUUUCAAGAGAAUCAAGGUGCUUAUGGAAUUGGCAAACAGGCAUGAGGCCCUUCAAAAUUUGGCCGAGAAGAUGGAAAGUUUUGGGCCACAUAACCAAGUUUGUGACAAGGAAGAGAGCCUAAUGGAUAUGUCACAAUUAAACUCCCUCCCAUGUUGAAUCAAAUGGUUGCAACACCUCACUGCAUGUAAAGAAGUUAAGAGCUAUGUCAGAAGGAGGUCCUGUAGAUCAUUUGAGAGCCAAGCAGAAUUUUGCCAUGUGAUGGCGCGGGUUGAAAAUGAGGCACUUGGGGACAUGGUUAUCUCAAUGUAUCUUGGUCUCUAGCAGUGGCACCAAGAUGACUGUUUCAUCAAGCAUGUGUAACUUUCAUGUUAGAAUCUUUUAAGAUAUAUAUAAAAUCAAUUUUUUUCCCAA